Molecule: messenger RNA, 1568 nt
Organism: Sodiomyces alkalinus F11
Lineage: Eukaryota; Fungi; Ascomycota; Sordariomycetes; Glomerellales; Plectosphaerellaceae
Product: phosphoadenosine phosphosulfate reductase
Exons: 1
Coding region: 437-1348 (303 amino acids)
Cellular component (GO): cytoplasm
Molecular function (GO): phosphoadenylyl-sulfate reductase (thioredoxin) activity
Source: RefSeq, a predicted model, not a curated record
CAAUGUAGAGAGGGCGGGAGCGUUAUUAUUUCCCUCCCCCUGAAUCACAUCUUCUUUCCUUUCUUCUUCUCCUCUAUCCUGCCAUAUCCUGUGAAUCCCAUUCUUGCCUCGAGAUUCAAAGUCCUGCAUCUGCGUCAUUCCCCUGGACCAUCCAGAAGAACCUGGUUAAUCAACGUACCUUGCUUCUCAUCUUUCCAUCCCGGCCUCCUGAAGACGAGGUAAAAGCAAACAUAUUACUCCAACUCCUCCCUGUUGUCUGGAGUCUCUCUCCCCCUUACCCCUCUUUGCCUCCUUCUCCCUGAAUACUCUCUCGUGUCUCCGGAAGAGGGGAGAAACACCGACUUCCGCCUCCUAUCGUCCGAAAAUGUCUGGGCCCAUCCUAGAAUCAACGCCCUCGUCUGCACCUGUUCAGGUCGAGACGAUUUCUGACACCAAAAUGGACCAACAAGAUGUCGAGUCAGGGUAUGCUUCUGCCACAGACUCGUCGCCGAGUUCGUCCGUGGCAUCGCUGCCGCGGAUUACCCUCACAAAGGCACAUCUCGACCACCUCAACGCCCAGUUUGAGAACAUGGAGGCCAUGGACAUCCUCCGCGUCUGCAAGGUCAUGUUCCCCAACCUCUACCAGUCGACAGCCUUCGGGCUCACGGGCCUCGUCACCCUCGACAUGCUCUCCAAACUGCAGACCGAGUCGCCGACAUCAAGCCCCGUCGACCUCAUCUUCCUCGACACCCUCUACCACUUCCAGGAGACGCACGACCUCGUGGCGCGGACGCAGGCCCGGUACCCCAACGUGCGUCUGCACAUCUACAAGCCGUACGGCGUCAGCACGACCGAGGAGUUCGCGGCGCGGUACGGCGAGAAGCUGUACGAGACCGAGUCGGAGCUGUACGACUGGACCGCCAAGGUGGAGCCCCUGCAGCGCGCCUACGAGGAGCUGAAAGUGGCCGCCGUGCUCACGGGCCGGCGCCGCUCCCAGGGCGGCUCCCGCGACAAGAUGCCCAUCGUCGAGGUGGACGGCGAGCGGGGCGUCAUCAAGAUCAACCCGCUCGCCCGGUGGACCUUCCAGCAGGUGCGCGAGUACGUCGCCCAGCACGACGUGCCGUACAACGCGCUCCUGGACCGCGGGUACAAGUCCGUCGGCGACUGGCACUCCACCAGCCCCGUGGCCGAGGGCGAGGACGAGCGCGCCGGCCGCUGGAAGGGCCAGCAGAAGACCGAGUGCGGUAUCCACAACAAGAAGUCCCGGUACGCGCAGUACCUCCAGGAGCUGGCCCAGAAGGAGAAGUUGGCGGCGGCUGCGGAGGCUUUGAACGUGGUUCAACAGUCAGAGACCGUAUCUGCGGCAUGAUGGCCGCAAUUCCCCUGGUUGUUUCAACCCCUCCGAGGGGAGAAGGGCGGAAAAGAUAUAAAGCAUUGCACAUGACAAUGGGGCGACGGUUGGCAUGGUUAGCGAGUACAUAGGGUCUGAUGCGGAUGGAUGAUUGGAUGAUACUGCACACACACACACACACACACACACACACACACAAACUACGGGGCGUUAGAGGCGAUAUAUCCCAUGAUAAAAG